CUGGAUUCGGAGUCGGACACGGCGAGGGAAAAACCUGAAACACGCCACGCGUUUCGGAUGUUGAGUAUCAAGUCGGGAUGAUGAAUAAUAAUUCGCAUAGAGCGCUUCAAACGGUGUAUCGACUUUCGGCCCAAGUGACGUCCGUCCGUUUUCCGCCCGGUCCAAAUCGAUAUCCCCCUCUGAUCUUUUUCUAGUCUCUUCUCUUCCACAACUUCUUUUCUUCUCUCGUGUUCUUUUAUUGUACAUAUUCGCUUGUCACUCUUGUCCAUAUAUAUCUCUUUCAGUUGUCGAGCACUUCCGAUCCCCUUCCGAUAGACAGACACCCUCCGACACAAACGAUGAUUGCUGAACAUCAACCUACGUGAACAGCCUCAGGAUAAGCCUCGACUCGCGCAUCGAUGAUUACGGAUAUGGAUACCCAAAAUCUCACCGCGCGGUCGUUUGCCCCCGGCCAUCACGAACAGGUUCUACCCAUGCUAGCCAAGCCCGCUGCGUGGGCUAGUCCGACUACAACUCCUCCUAGUACUACUACACCUCCGACAACAAGUCCUACACCCCCAUCCACAGCAUCCUCCACAGCAAACACGUCGAAUAUCGCAGGCGCAUCGCCAGAACAAAACCCAAGCCCCCCACCAGCAACUACCGGUACAACCGGCACCACCCAAAACCCCAACGCCAUCUCCAAACUGCGCAAACCUCGCAAAGCCAAUAAUGCAGGCGGCCGCCCAAGCUCAACGCUCUUCUGGGUCCAUACGGACCCCCAGUCUGCCUCCGAGGGCACGCGCGAGGAAACCCUGAAACGGAUCCGAUCGCACGUCAUGUCCGAGCAUAAUCGCAAGAAGCGCGAGAAUACGAAGCGGUAUAGCAGUAGCAAGACGUGGAAGCAUUUGGCGUUUCAGCCCGUUGAGACGACGGCUACGGCGGCUGUGGGGGGUGGGGGUGGGGGUGGGAAGGCGAGUCGGUCCCCUCCUGCGCGUGGGAAGAGUUCGCCUGGUGCGAAACGGACGAGUCCAACUGCGACGACAACGGAGAAAGUGGAUAGUCCGGGGUCGCAGGAUGAGGUCGCGAAUGCGAUUGUGAAGGAUGCUAAGGAUUUCGUGGCUGUGCAGCCAUGGGCGUAUGUUGGACAAGGUGCUAAAGAUCCGUUCAGCAUGACGCAUACGCCACUGUCAGAUCGCAUGUUCCGUCAUCUUAAAAAUUUCCUCACCAAUUUGACCCACCAAGCAUAUCCACUACAACACCGCUCAGGGCCCAAACUUGAGGCGCACUGGGCGUCGUUAGUACGGGACGACCCGGCAUCGUUGCAUGCGAGUAUAUGCGUUGCGGCGUCGAGCACGGCCCUGCAGACGGGGGAAUUUCCUAUAAUUGACCCAAGCAAACAAGCCUCAAGUGCAUUGGUUAUCGAUGCUUUUCAUCAUCGGGGAGAGACUAUUCGACUGGUGAAUGAGGGGUUGUCGGAUCCGAUCAAGGCAGCUAGUGAUGAGUUGAUUGCCGCGGUUUCGAUUUUACUUACUAUCGAGAUUGCAUCCGGAAACCCCGACUAUGUCAAAAUCCAUCUCGCAGGACUGCGACAGAUGGUCGCGCUACGAAGUAGCUUUGCCGAUGUUCCACCUGACGUCCGGUUCCAGAUCUCAUGGACCGACAUCCGCGUAGCCUGCAUGGCAUUCACAAAACCCAUCUUCCCAUUCCUCCGCUCCCCCCGCCCAACAACCUUCUCCGUAAUCCCCCCAACCGACGAAAUCUCCCUCCUCGCCUCCCGCUUCAUCUCCCUAAUCGAAACCUCCCCGGGCACCUUCAGCCCCGAAAUGUGCAGCACAAUCUACGACCUCCGCGAACUAACUUGGUACGCGGAAUGGAUCAAAGGCCCACAGUCCCAAUCCCACAACUUCACCGACGAAACAGAAGACUACUUCAACAACGAAGUUCUGCACGUGGAAUAUUCCCUCCACCGCGACCGCUACACACUAUCCGGCCAAGCAAAAGGCGACGCGUCCCUCGAGGGCUGCGUCCGUCUCGCCUGCCUCUUAUUCCACAACACCGCCAUCUGGGACUUUUACCCAAUGAUGGGGCCCGUCUUCAACAAACCCAUCGCCGCGCUCCGAAUGGCUCUCGAAUCCACCAUCGCCGCAGGCUACUACCACACCCCUUCCCCUUCCCCUGGCAACGGUCAAGAGCGCGGCAAAGGAAAAGAAGACCUCCUGAUAUGGCUACUCUUCAUCGGCGCAUGCAGCAGCCAGAUCCUGCCCAGCGAACGGUCGUUUUUCAUUAACGGUCUCGCGGCCGCAGUUAGGAUGGAGGGGAUUAGCACGUGGCAGGAGCUGAGAGGGCUGUUGAUGCGGUUUUAUUACGUGGAUCGUAAGUAUUUGGGGGUUUUGAGGAGCGUUUGGGAUGAGAUUAUGAGUAUGAGUAUGAGUUAUGACCCGGUCGUGUAGUCUGUUGUACAUCCUUUGUACGGAGUACAUACGGAGCGCGCAGUAUAUAGAUAAUCGUAAAUAUACAUAUUUAAUGACUAUAUCUUUCUCUGUC
Aspergillus glaucus CBS 516.65 is the source of this 2526-nucleotide messenger RNA. RefSeq lists its product as uncharacterized. Lineage: Eukaryota; Fungi; Ascomycota; Eurotiomycetes; Eurotiales; Aspergillaceae. The transcript has 5 exons. The record is from RefSeq and is a predicted model, not a curated record. Bases 399 to 2432 code for a protein of 677 amino acids.